Messenger RNA from Osmia lignaria (orchard mason bee), 4908 nucleotides. RefSeq lists its product as uncharacterized. Gene Ontology annotation, molecular function: DNA-binding transcription factor activity, RNA polymerase II-specific; SMAD binding; RNA polymerase II cis-regulatory region sequence-specific DNA binding. Gene Ontology annotation, cellular component: transcription regulator complex; cytoplasm; nucleus. The record is from RefSeq and is a predicted model, not a curated record. Gene Ontology annotation, biological process: negative regulation of BMP signaling pathway. NCBI's taxonomy places the organism in Eukaryota, Metazoa, Arthropoda, Insecta, Hymenoptera, Megachilidae.
GAGGGAGGAAGGAAGGAAGGGACAGAAGAAUACAUGCAUACAACCAGCGAAACCGUCUUGUUAUGAGAUACGCAAGUACACGCACUUAGUGUUUUAAUUAUAUUUGUAUCACGUAUCGGCUACGAAUGACCGGAGUGUGGAUAAUCAGCAUUGAUUCCACGUUGUUUGCGAUUAACAUCGAGCAAUGCCAUAAAAAAGAUGUGCAUUUAUCCGAGUGGUUGUUCGUUUCUCGUUUGGUGUGCGAUCAAUACGUCACUUCAUCGCAAUGUGCUAAGUCGACCUGUUGUCUAACGAUGUUACUUAUCAUGGUGAUAAUAUUCAUCGAUCGAACGUAUCAUCAAUUUAAUUAUCAUAACAAAUAGUAAAAAUCGGUAUAAUUUGUCAUUUUGUUAUUAUCGUAAAGUGUACGACAGUAACAACGACAGAGUAGUGUCAGUGGUGUCGGUGGUAGUGACAGUGGCGACGACAGUGGCGGUGACUGUGACGGCGGCGACAGCGACAGUGGUGGUAGAAAUAGCUGUAGCCUGUAGCGGUGGCGGUGGCGGUCGAAUGGCGGUCGCGGUGGCGAUCGCGAUAGCGACUAUAGCGACGGUAGUAACGAUAAUAUCAAAGACAGUGACGAUAGAAACAACGGCAGUGAUAUGCAUCAGCUGAGAGGAUAUAUCGUAUUAAAAUAACACGAAAGAUGGAAAAAUAUGCGAACGAGAUCAAUAAAAGAUAGAAAGAGAAAAAAAUGAAUCGUGAUUAACCGCCACUUGGGUGUUUAUGAAGAAAACUGGUAAAUAAAUAAAGUGUAAUAAACGGAGAAUUAUAAUAAAAAAAGGGGUCUCAAUUUAUACGUUGGUUAACACAGUGGUGAUACAUCAUUAUAAAUAUAUAUAUGUAUAUAUAUAUAUCAGUAUAAUUCAGUUGUUCAAGCAGAAACGAAAUUAUCAUGUGCAUGGAAGCGACGUUGCAAUGGACAAUAGAUUGUGGAUAAUAGAUAGUUGAGAAUCCGUUGUGUUGAAUAUAAUAUUACAUCAAAGGGUAACAGACUUCGAAAACAUAGAUACAGGUUAAGUUUAUACCCAUCUCGCGUGCCAAAAAAGAAGCAAUGAGAAUACUUCAUAUCUUUGCUUACUAGCGUUGUUUUUCCGCUUGUAUACGUGAGUUAAAUGAACAAUAACGUUGAAUUAAGUGAUUACAAAGUGAGUGAAUGUGGGUUUCAAUGCGUUGGUAGGUGUUGAGAUACACCUAUAUUAUAAAUCAUAUAAAAUAGUGUGGUAUGUCAGAAGUACUCUCAGAUAUUUCGUACAACGACCGAACCUGCUAUAUUCUUGAAUCUUAGCACACGCGAUACAAAUAAUGGAGACGCUAUUACCCGGUAAUACGAACAAUCAAUCCUACAGUCCACAACUUAAGACAGUCUUAAAGACAUAUCAGCUAUCCGCUGUAAAAAGCUUACAGGGUCCGAGUUCGGCCCUGCUUGGUAUGGACUGCAAGAGUUUAUUGCAAGAACAGACAUCUUGUUACUCCCCUUCAACACGUUCGAAUAAUUGUGUCCUUGAUUCAGCAUCAGAACAGACAUCGGUGAAAGAUAUCGAAAAGAAUAAUAAUCCAUCGAUAACACCAAUUAUCCCGUGUAAAGUUCGGAGAACUGAUCAACCGCUGGAAGAUUCAGACGAGGACCCUCAACUAGAGCGACCAAAACCCAUUUGUGAAAAAAGAGAAUUGGAAUUUCAAAUACCUAUUUUAACUGCACCCGACCAAAGUUGUUCCGAAAGAUGCGAGACAAUUUUAGAAGGCGAACGAAUAUCUUGUUUUGUUGUAGGAGGUGAAAGGAGGUUAUGUUUACCACAGAUCUUGAACACAGUUUUACAAGAGUUUUCGCUACAACAAAUCAAUCAGGUUUGCGACGAAUUGCAAAUAUAUUGUUCACGAUGUACACGAGAUCAGUUAGAGGAACUUAAGCAUUCAGGAAUUUUACCACGUAAUGCUCCUUCCUGUGGCCUUAUCACCCAAACAGAUGCCGAAAGGCUUGUCAGUGCUUUACUUUUACGGACAGAAUCGUGCGAUCCUCCUCAAAUCAGCCAAAAUCAGGAUAAUGAAAAAAAAAUGUUAAGUAAAAAUGAUAGCAAUGAGGAAUCUAUCAUCAAAUUUAAAGUGUACCAUGAGUGUUUUGGUAAAUGUAAAGGUAUAUUUGAUGCAAACUUGUUUGAGUCUGAUAAUUCUGUGUGCAUCGAGUGUAUUGAAUGUGGCUGCCAAUUCUCGCCGCAACGGUUUGUGAGACAUGCUCAUAGAUCUCUUGAAAAUCGUACCUGUCAUUGGGGCUUUGAUUCUGCAAACUGGCGAUCUUAUUUGUUACUUUCAAGAGAUCAAGAACAUUACAACAAGUCCCUUACUUUAUUUCGAGAAUUAAAAGAAAAACAUCAUACAUUGAGUUCUAAAAGAAAAUCAGAGUUGCGGCAUGAUACAGAAAAAUUAACUAAGCGAAUUAGAAAGGAUCUAGGAAGAGAUGAUUGUCCUGGAAUUUAUAAUGGAAAUGGCUUAGGCAUGUAUCAUCCUGUAUCUCAGGUAGCUAAUGCAACUGAUCCAUAUCUGCAAAUGCAAUGGGCAGUUUUUGAGUUAGCAGCUAGAGGAGCAUCAGCUUUUAGACCUUGGAAUACUACAAAUCCUUGCAAGCAUAAAGAUAGUUCAUCAUUGGUGCCUGCAUACCUUAGUAGAGGUCCACCUAUAUUGCAACACCCAGAGCGUGUGGUUCCUCUUUCUGAGUGUAAACGUUUUGAACCACACUUUCAACCAAAUGUAGCCUUAGCACCUAUACCUGCACCAUCAGUGCCUGUAGUACUUCCACCGUCUGCUCAUCAUCAACGACGACACCAUCAUGAACAGAAACGUUAUAAUCAUCAUCUAUCAAGCCCUAACGAGAAAAAAGAAGUUUCGUCAGAUAGUGUGAAACUUGAAAAAACAUCUCCUAGUUCUGGUUCUGGUAUUGGCACUUAUCCUGCAUUCCCUGCGUAUGCGCCUGGAAGCGAUAAGAAAGAAUUGCCUCAGAAAAGUAAACAGGAAAUUGGCGAAGAAGAAGAAAGUAGUGCUGCUGUAACAUCUUCCACGAUAAAUGUAGAACCACCGUCAACUGAAAUUGGAACUUCUUCCUUAGAAAGCGAUUCCGAUUCAGAAGGAACAGCGGCAAUGGAUUUGGAAGAAAGAUUAUUAGCUUUGGAGGUACCACAAGAUGUUCUAGAAUUGGCACGACGUAUAGUUUCAGAGAAUGUACAAUUACGACGUCAUCGACGUUCGGAUGCACGUGAAAUAUCUCGAUUGCGUAAUCAAUUGCAAAUACAGCAAACACAAUCAUCAAAUGGUGAUGAUAAGAAAGAAGAACCGGCAAAUGCAAGUAUAGCAGAUAGUACAGAAGGUAGCGAAGAAACGGAAGCUACAGUACCAUCAAAUAACAAAGAGUCUGAAUCUGUUGUUUUAGCAGUUAGUAAAGAGUAAAAUCAAUGACUAGAAUUUUUUAAUUAUUUAAUACAAAACUGCUCAGCAAUUUUUUGCAACGCUCAUCUUUUGGCUAGAUAAGCGUGCAUUAAAUUUAGUACUAGCUAUAAUAAUGAUAAAUUCUAAAUGAGUAAAAACUGUUUAGGUUAUGUGAUAUAUAGAGAGCCUUUAACGUUGUAACAGUUAAUUUGAAAUUGUAAUUGUAAUCAUAUUUCAUUGUGUCGAUUUUAAUUAAAAUCAAAUGUAGAUAUUGUAAUAUAUGAGAAAGGAAAAUAAGUUAACCAAAAUUUAUCACAUCAUUUAAUGAUUAUACUUAAUGGUCAUUGCAUAAGUUUCUCAUGCAUAUUAAAUAUGCAUAUGUGUGUCACAAAGAUUUUUAUGAUCAUUUGUUUAAUUGUAAAAUUAAACAAAGAUCGGAAAAUAAGAGAUUAAAUUGCUUUUCAUUUACUUUUUUUUAUAGUCAUGAUUGCAUAAUGUAAAUAUGUCAAGUAUCAUAGAUGUAUGAUUAUAUUAAUAAUAUUGUCAUGCAAAAUAUUGCUAAAGUACAAAAAACCUUUAGGUGCUAUAUUGUUAUAUUAGAAAUGUUUUAAGCAUAAAUCUAGGUGUAUUUCAACAGUUCGUACUAUCGUAAUGUCAAGAUCUUGAUUAAAUUUUAGUUAUCUUUAUAGUGUUGAAUAAAGGUGAAAUGUUAUAUUUCACUAAUAAACUGAAUUUGAAUGAUUAUUUAUAAAUAAAGUAAGUUAACUAUUUAAACAUUUGGAAAUUGUAAAAUUAUUAUUAUUCAAGUGAUAUUAGUGUAAAUCGUGAAACUUUAACUUAUAUAAACAAUUGAUAAUUUUUUAUACGUUGAUUAAUUUCUUAAUGAUUUUGUAACAGCAAAAUUAAUUCCGAUUCCUUAAACAUAGAUUUAUCAUAUUAUGAACCAAUUGAAUUAAAAAUGAAGUGAACAUUAUUUUAACAAAAAUACGAAAAAUCGCACUACGAUCUUAUUUUUGGUUCUUUAUUCUUACAUUGUAUAAUAUCCCCUGGUAAUAACCAUUUUAUUAACGAUCUUUAUUUUUAAUAAAAGUAUUAAUAUGAGAUACUAUAGCAACUAUUGAUAUUUAUUUGAAACAUUGUAUUAACAUAUCGUUUUAGUUGCAUUUAAAAUUUGAAAAAAGUUCAGUCUUAUAAGUUUUAAAACUUCAAAUGUGAUUUAUUAACUUGAUCAUGUGAUAAAACUUGAUCAGUAUUUAAAGGGGGUUCUAAAACAAAAUUAUAAAUACAAUUCUGACGUUCAUCGAAUACCAUUCUUAAUUUUUGCUCAUUAUUGUUGAAAGAUACAUGCAAUAAAAGAAGAGAAUACAAUUUUUCAAGCAUACUUUUGAAAUUAAUACUGACUUAGAGAUAUACCUAGAUAAGCACUAAACGUUUAAGAAUGAAAAAAAAAAA